GCAGAUCUGUCUGGCUCCUCCCACUUUAUCAGGAAAGAGAAAACCGCUAUGUAGCCAAACUGCUUAGGAGAAAACGAGAAACAUUGUAGCGACUGUAGUAUUUUUAUAAUAAUUUAAAGCGUCGGGGCGGUAUAGUAUAAACUCGUUUUGAAGAUGAAAGUAAGAUAACUAGUGUGUAUCUGUUGUUAAGAGCAGAAAUGGAGAAACAGUCGCGUCUGUUGUGUUCUGAGUUGUGUGUUCAGCGCAGACUGUAUGAGGUCACAUUAAACUGCGCGAUUCUCGCGUGGAAAGACAUACAAAUCGCCAAAAAACACACCGGACGCGCCAUAUAUGGAGCUGUCAAAGCGGGUAGUUAUUGUGUCCCAGUGUGCGAGAUUAUAGCCGUUCAGGAAAAAGAAGAUGACACUCCAUGUAAAAACACUGGGAAAUGGCAGAAGGUUCCUCAGAGCCCAGCGGACCCCUGCCAGCACGCUUUCACAGUGUUCUAUGUAGAGAGGACAAGGCAGCACUGCUGGUGGUGCAGCAACGUGACUUUCCACUGCUCUGAUCAUUCCCUGUGUCUGCUCUGGGUCCAAACUAUUAGGGAACAACUUGCAUUGCUGACCAAUCGACCGAAGAGUUUGUUAGUGUACAUCAACCCCUACGGAGGAAAACAACGUGGGAAGCAGAUUUACGACCACAAAGUGGCCCCCAUCUUUUCCCGGGCUUCCAUUUCCACCGACGUGAUUGUUACAGAGCGUGCAAAUCAUGCCAGGGACCACUUGAAGACAGAGGCUGAUCUGAAGAAGUAUGAUGGUGUGGUGUGUGUCGGAGGUGAUGGCAUGUUCAGCGAGAUUAUGCAUGGCCUCGUCUCCCGCACGCAGCAAGAAGCUGGUGUGGAUGAGAACUCUAUGGAGGAGACCCUUAUGCCGUGUGGACUUCGCAUCGGCAUCAUUCCUGCAGGUUCGACUGACUGUAUAUGCUACGCCACGGUUGGCUCAAAUGACCCUGUCACUUCAGCACUGCACAUCAUUGUGGGUGAUUCUCAGGCAAUGGACAUUUGCUCGGUACACAAUGAAGACCGCUUCCUGCGCUACUCUGUGUCACUACUGGGUUACGGGUUCUACGGAGAUGUGCUGACAGACAGUGAGAGGAAGCGCUGGAUGGGCCCGGCACGUUACGAUAUCUCAGGUGUUAAAACCUUUCUGUCACAUCGCUACUAUGAGGGAACUGUGUCCUUCUUACCUGCUGAAGGGAACGUGGGAACUCCCAGAGACAAAAUGCAGUGCCGAACUGGGUGUAGUGUCUGUCGGCAAUCCUCUUCUGACAAACUGGUCAGCAAAAAUGAAGACAGCGUUUCUGAUGCUGAGUGUCAGGAUACGUGGACGGUCAUCAGGGGAAAGUUUUUGGCCAUCAAUGCUGCCAGCAUGAGUUGUGCUUGUCCUCGCAGUCCUAAAGGCCUGUCGCCAUCAGCGCACUUAGCAGAUGGAACUACUGACCUCAUCCUCGUCAGGAAGUGCUCCCGACUCGACUUCCUGCGCCACCUGCUGCGCCACACCAAUAAGGACGAUCAGUUUGAUCACUCUUUUGUGGAGGUGUACCGGGUCAAGCAGUUCCGAUUCACCCCGAGAUAUCAGGAGUGUGAUUCUGAAGUGGACCUGAGAGAGAGCGGAGUGACAGGCAAGCGAUUCCUCAGUCAGAUCUGCAGGGAGCACAGAGCCUGUGGCUGCAUGCCUUCCCAGAGCAACUGGAACUGUGAUGGAGAGAUCCUCCCACACAGUGCCAUUCAAGUCCGGGUCCACUGCCAGCUGAUCAAGCUGUUUGCGAGAGGCAUCGAAGAGCAGCAGGUGUUUGAGGACCCUUACGCUCAUUGUGCAAUAUAGAUCUCCACUCCACUUAAAAGACCUCCAGCUGGAUCAUUAAGAGUGAGAUUCUUUGAAUGGAAGAGUCACCUUCAGCUCAGCACAAUGUCAUGCCGUUUCUAAUGCUGUUUUACCCAGAUAAUCCUCAUGAUGAUGCAUUGAGUCAACACCAUUUUCACAGCAUUUAUAAAGGCUUUAUUAGAUUUGUGUAAGAUUGGAUCAGCUGUUUCAGCUAGGCAUUAGCUUUGCCGAUUUUUUCAUUUCAACCCUUGAAGUCCUUGAAGUAGCUGGUGAUAUCUCUUGCUGCAUGUGACAGCUUCCGGUUGUCAACAUUUGUCUUCCACCACGACCAAGCUGGUCUUGAGAUUAGCACUAAUUAAAUCCCAAAGUCAAAUUCCAGGAACUGUGAAAACUCUGGUAGUGUAAAAGAAGAUAUUUUGAAGAAUGUUGGUAAACAAACAGUUGCUGGUUGCCACUGGUGUCCAUAGUGUGGAAAAAAAAAUACAAUAAAAGUCAAUUAAUUUAAAAACUAUUCAUUUAAAAAGUUAGCAGUUCAUGCAUGGAAAUGUAGCAUUAAAGAGCUAGACAGCUACACUGUGUCACUGCAGGGUCAGUGUAUGUACGGCUGUUUAUCAGACGGAAUGUAAAUGUAAAUACUGUAGCGCUCAUCUCUGCGUUGUCUUUCUUGGUUGCAACCCCUGAGAAUAUUUCCUCCCUUAAUAAUGAAUUUUGUGUUUUUUGUCUUAUUUCUUAUGAAAGCUCUUAUUGUUUCUGCGGUAUCGAAGAAUGAAGGUGUUUAUGAUAGACAGAGAAAUUGCUUUUUGCUGUUGUGCAUGUCCGCUGCUUUAAUAUGCAAUUUUUAAAGUGUUUCCUUGAGCUGUACUUGUGAUUGAGGGUAUGGAUUUCCCAAGAUGUAUCUGUAAAGGCAACACAACUUCUGUAGCUAUUACAGGGAAAACAUUGUUCACAUCCUUCAUAGACUGAAAGUUUGUCGGGAAGCUCAUUUUUGCCACACAAAAAAAAACAAAAAAAAAAUCAUGGUAAAUCAUAAUUAUGACACUAAGUCACAAUUGGGUCAUAAUUAAGUCAUUAUUGAAAACUGAAAUUAAAAUAGUAAAAAAAAAAUACUAAUAAAAAUAAAAAUCAUAAUUAAUAUUUAUUUUUAAUAUUUGAAUUAAUAAUCAUAAUUAAAAAUGACUCAAAAUAAAAACUGCCAUAAUAAAUAAAAGUCAUAAUUAUAAUACUAAAAGGUCAUAACUGAAAACUGAAAUAAAAAUAAAGAUAAAUAGAAAUACUAAAAAAUACUGAUAAAAAAAAUGACAAAAACAUAAAAUUGAUAAAGCAAACUUGAUAGAAUAGAUACAACGUUUUUCUUACUUUAUCAUAAUUUUGACUUUUUAUCUCAUAAUUGACUUAGUAUUUCAUAAUUUUGACUUUUCUUAUAAUUUGUCAUAAUCUCAUAAUUUUUAUUUACCAAAGCUUUUUUUUUCUCUCUCUCUCUCUCCUGUGGAAAUGGGCUUCACAUGAUUGUCAUGUGUGUCAGUCUCGGAAAGAAAUUCCCAAGUAACAUUUCACCUUGAAAUUAAAAAGAAAAUUAAGAAAUUAUAUUCUAACGACAAUGAAAACCUUUUUGUAAUUUAAUUGAAUUAUGUAUUUUUGCAUUGCAUUGUGACAUUAUUUUCAUAACUGAUAAGCACAUUUUCUUUUAAUUAUUGUAGUGAAAUAUGACCAGGAUAUUUCUUGACAGUUUUAAAUGUUAAUCACCCAUGUAUACUAAGGACGAUGGAAAAGAUGUCCUCAUAUGCGACCAGGCAAUUCAGAUGUCAUGAACCUCUGCUGUUUAUGAAUUAUGAACUGUGGCUUCCUAUUCUUGUGUGUGUAACAGUAUUUGUAUUGUGUGUAGUUAAUCCAAUGUCAAAGCGUGCGUAUUUGACACCUAUUCUACUAUCGUUGGUGGCCUACUUCAGACCUAAUCAAUCCCAAUACACACUGUGUACGCACAUGAUGUGCCACCAACUUUCCCUACUGAUCCAAAGAUACCAUUCACAGCCCAUUUUAAUUACUUGAAUGUGGCCACGGUUUUCACCUUCGUGCUGCCCUGGCGGCUGAUGUUCAUUUAUGGCUCAUGACAGGUGACAGUAUAAUGUACUACAAUGGUUGUCCAGUACUGUUUGUGUGUUUUCAGCUGAAGUUAAACAGAGUUCUCUCAGUAGGGUGUCGCCUUAUGCAGUCAAGCACUUGUCAAGACUCAGUAAUGACUGAUAAUGAAGUCAUCUUGCAGGACUCGAGAUGAUGUGUAAGACCUGACGUUUAUUUUGAUGUGCUGAAUGAAAUGCAAAGAAAAUCCAUGAAUAAAGUUUAUUGAACAAUCA
Cyprinus carpio (common carp) is the source of this 4213-nucleotide messenger RNA. RefSeq names its product ceramide kinase-like. Gene Ontology annotation, molecular function: kinase activity. NCBI's taxonomy places the organism in Eukaryota, Metazoa, Chordata, Actinopteri, Cypriniformes, Cyprinidae. The record is from RefSeq and is a predicted model, not a curated record.